GGAGAUAUUGACAUUGACUGCGGCGGCAAGUCAUCGUAUUGACAAAAUCGCUGAAGGGGGUGUGGUUGUUUGAUGAUAGCUUAUCGUAAAGGUCGCAAACAGUGUAAUUUACCCAAUUAUCACUAUGAGAUAGUAGUUAAAAAUAUGUUAUUUGUACGUUCUAGUGGGGGGAAUCGCUGGGGCAUUGAUCGUGCUGAUACUCCAAGCACGCUAAGGUAUAAAUAACACUCAGUUCAGGCUACUUCGCAGUGUAGUAGUAACCUGCUGAUCGGAUUCAAGGCUAUUUUCAUCACACUUUUUGCAUACGUUUACACGCUCUCAUGGAAUCGUGGCACCUCUACAAUCCCGCUCUGGGCUUAGGCGCCAUAGCCAAGAUUCGACUCUCCAUUAACGAAAACGUAGAGGGCGCCCUGCAGGAAGUCGGACGGCAUGUUCUGAAAGAUACGGUAGUAGUAAACGAAAUCGAAAACCUAAUCUUUCAGUCUCACGCUGCAGACGACCCGUGGCAAUUCGCCCCAUUCAAGAAAAUUAAACACCUCUACCUAGACUGCAAUCGAGAGGUGCUAUCCGCCGGUUUGCUGGACGGAUUGGACGACUUGGAAGGGAUCUACAUUCCCGGCAACAGGUCGUUGAAGACCAUCCAGCCUGGGUUCUUCAGCGACAAGAAAAACCUGAAAAGGGUGGUCAUCAACAAUGGGAAGCUGCAACUGGAACUGGGCACCUUUAGAGGAAUGCCCAAUCUGAAGGAGCUCGAUUUGAGAGGAAACCAAAUCGAAGACCUCCCCGUGGGUUUAUUUACCGACGUACCCGACGUAGAGAAGCUGACACUGGCUCACAACAACAUCAUGAGCUUGCCCACGAAGAUCUUCUACGGACUUCCUUUCCUGAACGACCUCGACCUCAGUUGGAACCACUUGGAGUCGUGGAACGACGAGGCCUUCUCCUACGUGAACAUGCUCCUCCGCCUCAACAUCAGCAACAACGACAUAAACCGGCUAAUUCCGGCCUCCUUCAAGAGGCUCAACUCUCUCCUCGCGCUCCACCUCGACGGGAACUACCUCGAGAACUUGGAGAAGGACAGCCUUGUCGGGCUGCCGCGUCUGGGCCAUCUCAGCGUGAACAACAACAUGCUGAAGAAGAUCGACACCUUGACUUUCGACUACGUCAAGGCGCUCGGCGUCUUACUCUUGGAAGGUAACGACAUCGCCUCGCUCGGCUCGGAAGCGAUCAACGAUUUGGUCACGUCUCUGCGCGUGGAGGAAGACUGGUGCGUCGGCCUGCACUCGCUCACCGAGCUGGACCUGAGCGGAAAUAAGAUCAGGCACAUUCCCGCGAACGCCUUCGACUCCGCCAGGGCGCUGUCCAAGUUGAAUCUGCGCGACAACCUCAUCGAGAGCAUCGAUCCGAGGGCGUUCGAUAACGUUUUCAAGCUGAAGUCUCUGGACUUGUCGCGUAACAGACUGCCGCGACCCCCCAGCAAUAGCUACGGUGACCUCUGCUCCGUCGCCGUCCUCAACCUGUCGAAUAAUCGAAUCACGAGCAUGGGGAGGAACUCGCUGGUCGCGUUUCGAGGUGUCCGAGACCUGGACAUUUCCGGAAACCCGGUGGAGUCCAUGGAGCCGGACACGUUCUUCUUCAACCGGAAGCUCGCCAAUCUACGCGUCAGCUUUAGCUGUUCACGUGCGGCUACUUCGUGGUUGGACGCCGUCGGCCUGACCAACGAGUACCUGCCCGAGCGUUUGAGGAAUUCGACCAGAAUCAAAGCCGAGAGUGAUGAUGGUAGCACGCAUAUCGAAAUUCGUGCGAGUUUACCGACCGAGGAAUGGAAUAAAUGUGAUAGCAUUAUCAAGUUCAAGCAGCUAGUUACUAACUUGAUGUAUUAGGUUUACGCAAUAAAACAGUCAUUUCGAAAUUCA
Photinus pyralis (common eastern firefly) is the source of this 1916-nucleotide messenger RNA. RefSeq names its product insulin-like growth factor-binding protein complex acid labile subunit. The coding region runs from base 321 to 1883 and encodes 520 amino acids. Gene Ontology annotation, cellular component: extracellular matrix. The transcript is spliced from 2 exons. NCBI's taxonomy places the organism in Eukaryota, Metazoa, Arthropoda, Insecta, Coleoptera, Lampyridae. The record is from RefSeq and is a predicted model, not a curated record. Gene Ontology annotation, molecular function: protein binding.